Molecule: messenger RNA, 271 nt
Organism: Entrophospora sp. SA101
Lineage: Eukaryota; Fungi; Glomeromycota; Glomeromycetes; Entrophosporales; Entrophosporaceae
Source: the annotation of a GenBank genome assembly
AUGCAAAUUAAAGAAACAAUUUCAACUAACGAAUUAAACGAUUCUUUGAUCAAUAAUGAAUUCGAAAUUGUUGAUACACCACCAGCUCAAGAAAAAAGAAAUGAUGAUGAUCCCAUAAACAAUAAUCAAAAUCAAGAUAAUCCUGAUGAUUUUAUCAAUAAUGAAUAUGAUGAACGCAUUAAAUAUCAGAAAAACAAUCAGGCUUUAAUCAAUGUGAUUAAACAUGUACCUCAAAAACAAGAAUCUGAUGAUAAAAACAUUUUAGAUGAAG